Aedes aegypti (yellow fever mosquito) is the source of this 1762-nucleotide messenger RNA. RefSeq lists its product as uncharacterized. Bases 303 to 1421 code for a protein of 372 amino acids. The transcript is spliced from 2 exons. The record is from RefSeq and is a predicted model, not a curated record. NCBI's taxonomy places the organism in Eukaryota, Metazoa, Arthropoda, Insecta, Diptera, Culicidae.
UGUAAAACAACAACAAACAAAAAAAAAUAACAGUAAAACAUUUUGUGUGACCGUGAAUUUAAAUCAGCGUGGAACCAAGGUGCGAUAAACAUUUAAUUUCGACAACAAACGAGCUUGAACCAAGCAGUGAUUGAACGAGAACCAGGGCGCAAUAAACAAGACGAAACGCAAUUUCGGGAACAGAUGAACCAACCAACCAACGGGCAACAGCGGCAAUCGAGAGCAGCAAUAUGUGGGAUACGAAUCGCAUACCGCGAGAGGUCUCAAAAACAGAUAAGUACAAAAAGUUAGUUAACUAAGUGAUGACUUUCGAUAAAUUAGUGAACAAUCUUGAUCAGUUAACACGAAUAGAACAGAAUCUUAGGAAAUCUAUUAAUAAAAGUAUAACAGUAGAUACAUUACAGACAAAUUUAGAAAAAGCUUUUUGGUUGUUUAAUGAGAUAGAAACCGAAUUAAUAGAAAACCAAGAUAAAAUCCCUGAUAAGCAAUUUUUUAUUUAUAUCAAAAAAGCAAGAACUUCCAUUGACUAUAUUAAACAAGUAACACAUAGCAAAAUAGUAAUUCAACCGAAACCAAUUAUAAACCCAAUUUCCGAAAUCAUGCCUUUCGACGCGAGACUUGCCUCGUCAAUCUUAUUGCCAUUCGACGGUGAUUGUGAGAAGCUGUCUGCUUUCAAAGACAGUGUAUUUUUUUUAAAAACAACUCAAGCUGCCGACCUCCCAACGUUAAAGUUAUUCAUAUCUACGAGAAUAUCUGGAAAAGCGCGAGAUGCAUUGCCGAACGAUAUUACUGGAAAAUCAAUUGAAGAAAUUGUUGACAUAAUUAGCCAGCACUGUGAAAGCAAGGUAACUUCAGACCAAGUGAUCGCUAAACUGAAAGGUGUUAAAAAGGGUUCUCCAAAACAACAAUUUUGCGAACAAAUUGAAUCACUUUGCAAUCAGUUGACUAGAAUAUAUGUCAAAGAGGGCAUCCCACAGGCGACCGCAAAGAAAAUAGCCACAAAAUCAGGUAUCGAGGCGCUGGUAAAAACUGUUCCAACUGAAAAUGCGAAAAUUGUACUCCAAGCUGGCUCAUUCUCAAGUAUUGAGCAAGCCAUUCAGAAAUUUAAUGAAUUACCCGAUAACUCCGAGAACAAUGAACUUAACCGUAUCUUCAGCGUAAACGCGAACCAAACAAGAUAUCAAAAUAGAAAUCAACAUAGAGGUAAUGGAAGAUACGCCCCACGCGAUGCGGGAAAUAGCAAUUUUUACCCCCGUGGAACACCGUCUUACAAUCAGCGGUUUAACUUUAACAAAACCCCACCGCGUUUCCAAAGGCAAUUCUUCCCUAACGGUAAUUAUCGUGGAGGGCGACCAAACAGCCGUGGUCACCCACACCAGGGACAGCGCGAGUUAGCAACGGAGCUACCCGGUUGGCGUUAACCAAAAAUGCUGACGACCCAGCUGCAGCGAGUCGGUAACGGAGCCGCCAGAAUGGGUGCAGUGGAGAUUGCUGACGACGGCAUCGGGGCGGAUGUAACCAUCGGUCAUCGACGCGAUCCAGCUGUUUCGAUAUGCGACGACGAAAAGUGCUAGUGCAGGCAAAUGAAGUGUAGUUAAUAGAUAGAUUGUAAUAAAAGUUUAGUUCGAUUUCGGCUCUAGGGUAGUUAAGUAGCUUUUUUUAAAAAGAAACUUCCAUCCGUGAAAAUUUAACUGGAGGCUCCGGCGAGAUCCUCCAUAUCGGGAACAGUAUAAGUGAUAUAAGUGAAAUGUAAAAAUCUUUG